GCCUUUUUGCCUUCCAGGUAUGCAGAGGCACAAGGAUGAAGGGCAGGACGCCUGGGAUAUCAGAAAAAGGCCUGGGAUAUCAGAAAAAGGCCUGGAAAUAGAGGAGUCAAACAAGCUUGAACUCCACUUCUGUAUUAGAAUAGGCAGCCCCCACACUUUAAAAGAAGAAAUAAGGAAGAAGAGGCCAUUGGAGUCUGUCAGUCGUGGUCAGAGCAAGUGGACAGUUUGAAGGGCUUCUUCAUUAAACCUUCAGGGAAUACUGGCUCCUGGAAAGGAGAAUUGCUCGGCAUUAAAGUAUCCAACAGUGAAAAUGCAGUAACCAUUUCACGUGGAGCCCACAAACAUAGUCAGUGUGAAUGAUGACAUGCAAAGAGUCACUGAUGAAGCUUCAGCAAUGAAUAAGCGGAUUCAUUACUACAGCAGGCUCACAUCCCCUGCAGACAGGGCAUUGAUUGCUCCUGAUCAUGUCCUCCCAGCUCCUGAUGAAAUCUACGUGUACAGUCCAUUAGGAACUGCUUUUAAAGUUGACAGUUGCACAGAUGGCUAUGGUAAAAACUCCAGUCUAGUGACAAUAUUUAUGAUAUGGAAUACUAUGAUGGGUACAUCCAUAUUAAGUAUCCCAUGGGGAAUAAAACAGGCAGGCUUCACUUCUGGAAUUGUUCUCAUCUUACUGAUGGGCAUUUUGACUCUUUAUUGCUGUUACAGAGUUGUGAAAUCACGGCAAAUGAUACCUUUAACAGAUACCUCAAACUGGGAAUUCCCAGAUGUUUGCAAGUAUUACUUUGGAUCCUUUGGUCAAUGGUCAAGCCUCUUAUUUUCUAUGGUAUCACUUGUUGGAGCCAUGGUUGUUUAUUGGGUACUUAUGUCCAACUUUCUGUUCAACACAGGGAAAUUUAUAUACAACUUUGUUCAUGACAUUAAUGUAACAGAUAUUGUUCCUGGCACCAAUGGAAGUAACAAAGUCAUUUGUCCAAAUGCUGCUGGUGAUCUCCCACCACAGAACAGGAGUGUGAUGUUCUCUUCUGGCAACAGAACAGGUUUUGAACUCUUUGAGGAAUGGUGGGACAAAUCAAAAACAGUACCAUUUUACCUGAUUGCAGUUCUUCUACCCCUGCUAAAUCUGAAGUCUCCAUCAUUCUUUGCGAAGUUUAAUGUCCUAGGUACAGUUUCAGUUGUCUACUUAGUUUUUCUGGUUACAGUAAAGGCUGCUCAUCUGGGAAUACACUUAGAAUUCAACUGGUUUACAGAGAAUGAAUUUUUUGUACCAGAGUUUAGAAUUCUGUUCCCUCAGCUCACAGGGGUUCUAACACUUGCCUUCUUCAUCCACAAUUGUGUAAUCACACUUCUUCAGAAUAACAGGAAUCAAGAAAACAAUGUGAGAGACCUCUCUAUUGCAUACUUCCUGGUUGGACUAACAUAUCUCUAUGUUGGAGUGAUAAUUUUUGCGUCUUUUCCUUCUCCACCAUUAUCCAAAGAAUGCAUUGAACAGAAUUUUCUAGAUAACUUUCCCAGUGAUGACAUCAUGUCAUUUGUUGCAAGAAUAUUCCUGCUGUUCCAAAUGAUGACUGUAUACCCACUAUUGGGCUAUUUGGCACGAGUUCAGCUGUUAAGACAGUUUUUUGGAAAUGCUUACCCAAGCCUUUUCCAUGUGCUUGUCCUGAACCUAGCCAUUGUAGGAGCUGGAGUAGCAAUGGCAAGAUUUUAUCCAAAUAUAGGAGGUAUCAUAAGAUACUCUGGAGCAACAUGUGGUCUGGCCUUUGUGUUCGUGUAUCCAUCACUCAUCUACAUGAUCUCCCUGCACCGUGCUGGGCAGCUGACGUGGCCCGCACUGAUUAUUCACAUCUUUAUAAUCCUCCUUGGACUGGCUAAUCUGAUUGCACAAUUCCUAUUGUGAAAACUCCCCUUUCUCCCGUGCUUGUCACAAUUGGUACUGCGAUAUUUGGCAACAGCCUUGAGCAACAGUGAGGCAUGAGGACCAUCCUCCAUGUGAGGAUCUUGGGAAAAGCUUCACCUUUGAAAAAAAUUCGAAGCACAUCAUUCAAGUGUUCUACAGAAAACAUGUCUUGCUUCCCUGAAAUCACAGUCUUAUGAGAAGUGAAAUGGAGUUCUCCUGGUUUUGUUGAAGGGAUAUCAAAAAUUAACGACACUGAAAUAUUUUAAUAUUUUACAGCACAUUUCUCCAAACACAGAGCUUCCAGCCUCAAGCUGUGGAAGUCUUUCCUCCAAAUGGGCUGUCCUUACCUUGAUUAGCAGACAUACUUUCUCAGUAUUGUUCAGUGACUCUUUGAAAUAUUCUUUUGUUGCAGUUAUUUUCCUGAUUUGUUUGGAAAAUGAAGAAUUUAUUGUCUCUCUUCUUUUUUUUAGGUUAAUUUAUAGUCACUUGGGUCAAAAUGCACUCUUAAUUUUGAAUACACUAUUAAAUUGUUUUGGCAAUAUUUUUCCUCUAGGAAGUUCCAACAACAAGAAACAAUAAACUCAUGUUUCAGUGUUUUAUUCAGAACCAAUAUGUACACAACUUAUUUGUGAUCUUACAAUACAAAAAAGCCAGGAGGAUAAAAAAAAAUUAGAAGGAGACAAUUAAAAUCAGUAAUUCCAGGCUUGACCUCAGUUCAACUCUGUUACUGGGCUAUUAUGUGCUGUGAAGUUGUCUUGUCAGGAUUUGCAUGUGGUUUUUAUGGAUGCAUGGUGUACACAACGUUUGUUCAUCACAGGCCUGCCCUUGUAGGGUCUUCCUCUGCUGGUCUCUCAAUUCCCCACUACAUUACUCUAGACAUUUUGGAUGUGAGCAGAGAGACAAAGCCAGCAGUCUUCAGAAUUGUGGAUGAAGUGAAAGAAUUAAAGUUUUAAAUAAUUUUUAACAGAA
Messenger RNA from Passer montanus (Eurasian tree sparrow), 2863 nucleotides. RefSeq names its product solute carrier family 38 member 9 (gene SLC38A9). Gene Ontology annotation, biological process: amino acid transmembrane transport. Bases 365 to 1894 code for a protein of 509 amino acids. Lineage: Eukaryota; Metazoa; Chordata; Aves; Passeriformes; Passeridae. The transcript has 14 exons. Gene Ontology annotation, molecular function: amino acid transmembrane transporter activity. The record is from RefSeq and is a predicted model, not a curated record.